Molecule: messenger RNA, 2099 nt
Organism: Coregonus clupeaformis (lake whitefish)
Lineage: Eukaryota; Metazoa; Chordata; Actinopteri; Salmoniformes; Salmonidae
Gene: c1qa
Product: complement component 1, q subcomponent, A chain
Exons: 6
Coding region: 80-853 (257 amino acids)
Molecular function (GO): protein binding
Source: RefSeq, a predicted model, not a curated record
UGUAAUAACUAGUGGAUGGACUUCAUUCAACAAAACUAAAAAGAAGGAACAGACACACAAGACAUCUCUAAUCUGGUCUAUGCUGAACACAAACACCGGGUUCCUGAGGAUGAUGUCAGGCUACUCACUGUCUGUGGUGUGUGUGGCGGUGCUCCUUUCCUUGGGGCGAUGCCUGGACAGAUGCUCGGUCCAGGACGGAACACCAGGAGCGCCAGGAGCUCCAGGCCGGGAUGGACGACAAGGAGCAAAGGGAGAAAAAGGAGAGUCAGCACUGCAGCUGGAUGCGGUGUCGCCCCGUGUCCUGAAGGGGGCGAAGGGGAGCCGGGGGUUUCCGGGGGACAUGGGGCCUAAAGGCUUCAGAGGAGAUCUGGGCCCUGAAGGCCCCCCUGGCCCCCCGGGCCCCCCUGGGCCCCCGGGGAUGGGCGGGGACCAGGCCCAACAACAACGUGCAGCCUUCUCUGUGUCCCGGACAGACAGCUCCUACCCCCUCUACAAUCGACCCCUGACAUAUAACACCGCCAUCACUAGCAGCAGCCUGAUCAGUUUGACCUCUGGAAUCUUCACCUGCAGCAUAUCUGGAGUCUACUACUUUGUCUUCCACUCAGAGGCCAAGGUGAGCAUGUGUCUGUCUCUGAAGAGUGACGUGCUGGGAGAGAAGAAGCUGGGUUUCUGUGACUACAACAACAGAGCCACUACCCAGGUUCUGUCAGGAGGUGUGGUGUUGGACCUGUCACGAGGCCACAAGGUGUGGCUGGAACCGUUUAAAGACGAGCAACCGGAUAGUGUGAAGACCGACACGAAGAACAAGAAGAUUGUGUUUAACGGCUUCCUGCUCUUCCCCACCGGGAAGUGACGUCACAACGCCAUGCAGUGACCUCAUCACAUGAGCUGUCCCAGGAACCAACCAUGGCAUUACUAACACUGUUCUAUACUGAUCUAUACUGAUCUAUACUGUUCUAUACUGAUCUAUACUGAUCUAUACUGUUCCAUUCUGAUCCAUACUGAUCUAUACUGUUCCAUUCUGAUCCAUACUGUUCUAUACUGUUCCAUUCUGAUCUAUACUGUUCUAUACUGUUCCAUUCUGAUCUAUACUAUUCCAUUCUGAUCCAUACUGAUCUAUACUGUUCCAUUCUGAUCUAUACUGAUCUAUACUGAUCUAUACUGUUCCAUUCUGAUCCAUACUGAUCUAUACUGUUCCAUUCUGAUCCAUACUGUUCUAUACUGUUCUAUACUGUUCCAUUCUGAUCUAUACUGAUCUAUACUGUUCCAUUCUGAUCCAUACUGAUCUAUACUGUUCCAUUCUGAUCUAUACUGAUCUAUACUGAUCUAUACUGUUCCAUUCUGAUCCAUACUGAUCUAUACUGUUCCAUUCUGAUCUAUACUGAUCUAUACUGAUCUAUACUGUUCCAUUCUGAUCUAUACUGAUCUAUACUGUUCCAUUCUGAUCCAUACUGUUCUAUACUGUUCUAUACUGUUCUAUACUGAUCUAUACUGUUCUAUACUGUUCCAUACUGAUCUAUACUGUCCUAUACGGAUCUAUACUUUUCUAUACGGUUCUAUACUUUUCUAUACUGAUCAUCUAUACUGAUCUAUACAAUUCUAUACUGAUCUAUACUGAUCUAUACUGUUCUAUACUAUUCUAUACUGAUCUACACUUUUCUAUACUGAUCUAUACUGUUCCAUACUGAUCUAUACUGAUCUAUACAGAUCUAUACUGAUCUAUACUGUUCUAUACUGGUCUAUACGGCUCUAUACGGUUCUAUACUGAUCUACACGGUUCUAUACUGAUCUGUACUGUUCUAUUCUGAUCUAUACUGUUUUAUUCUGAUCUAUACGGAUCUAUACUGAUCUAUACUGAUCUAUAAUGUUCUAAACUGAUCUAUACUUUUCUAUACCGAUCCUGCCGUUACUGAUUUAAAAUACAGUGCCUAGUGAAAGUCACACACCCCUUGCGCAGUCUUCACAUUUUGAUAGCUUAAAUCUAAAAAGGGAUUAAAUGUGAUGUUUUUCUUACCAAUCUACACAACCUACUCCACAUUUUCAAAGUGAAAGAAAAUUAUAGAACAUUUUCAAAAUGAAUAAUAAAAAUACAAUUUAAA